Messenger RNA from Penicillium odoratum, 1986 nucleotides. RefSeq lists its product as uncharacterized. The transcript is spliced from 3 exons. NCBI's taxonomy places the organism in Eukaryota, Fungi, Ascomycota, Eurotiomycetes, Eurotiales, Aspergillaceae. The record is from RefSeq and is a predicted model, not a curated record. The coding region runs from base 1 to 1986 and encodes 661 amino acids.
AUGCUCCACACAGACACGUUAUCCGUUGAUUAUUUCCAAUCCCUUGUGCCUUGUCUAGGCGUGAUUGGUAUUGGGACGAUUAUCUAUUCAUUCCGAUACCACCCGGGUACAUCUACUGAGGAUGCACUGUUUACUCUAUUUCCUAUUUUAGUCGAGGUAUCACAAAGGAUUGGCUGGACUAAGACACUUGGGCUCUUGAUCCCCAUUUCUUUCGGGAUUCUUGGUUUAACCUUACUUGCUUGGGUAUCAAUGAUUGCAUAUUUUCAACGAAAGUUAAUUUUGCAGUCCCAAGAGAACCCUGAGAUAGAGAAGACGCUGCUGGGACGACCCCUCCUUUACCCAUCACGACUUACCCACUCCCGUAUGUUUCCAGAGAAAUAUACUUACUGGAUCAACUACUUCCUUGUUGGCAUUCCUGUUGGGUUGCGCGGUCGUGUUGGGGCGGUUUUGUCCGUCGAUAGUGAUGAGUCGCAACAGAACUCCUCAGCCAUCAUCUCCUGGAUAUUCAAAAGGCUGCUUUGGUUCAGAGUUGACACGAAUUUGUAUCUCCAUGGAGGAGAUGGUCAUCUAGGUCUGGCCAAGAAACUUGGAAACUUUUUGAGAGAACAGGGUGAGGAUCCAGAUCAAUUCCCAUAUGCCUAUAUUGUGGGAAUUCCCAGGUUUCUCUGGUGGACGAAAAGUCCAAUUUCCUACUGGUAUCUCUACUCGCCCUCAAAGGAGCUGUGUGGUAUUAUCAUGGAGAUUAACAAUUCAUACGGUGAAAAAAAGAAUGCCUUUACCCGACUCUAUCCAGAAAAGUCUUCUGUUUUGGAAAAAGCGAAAGACUCCGAAACCAUCAGUGUUGUGUCGGGAAGAGGACCGGAAGGCACCCAGUCUACGCGGUUCAUGUCUUCCGCGCCUGGCGCCAAAUACUAUAAGGGCAGCUGGGACAAGGACAUUUUCGCCUCACCUUUUGAGAAAGUUGAAGGUUGGUUUUCUCUUCGAUUCGUUGACCCCCUUGACCCAUCACCUGCCAAGGGAGGUCCCUUGCACUCCAACAUGACGCUCAUGAGCCCCGCUGGUAAACCUAAAAUCUCCAGUCGCCUCUAUUCAUGUGCCCCGCCCCUUGACCCUCUAUUGGCGUCUUCUUGGGAGGUAGUGAUCUUCCUUCUAAGUUGGUCAUUCACUGUUCCACUCUCCAUUGGCCGAAUUGUGGUGGAGGCCCUUCGGAUUCGCUUCAGAGGCAAUUUACCAUAUCUGAACAAGCCAGAUGUGAAGCCAAACAAUAUUCCACGCAAGGCAUCGAAGACAGAGAAGACCUUGGAACCCUUCUUCCGACUUUACCUCUCCCGUCUGAUCGACGCAUGCCCGUUUCCCUUGACGGUGAUCUACAUACCUGCCAAAUCCAUGCAGAUUCCUCCCAUCACUAUGCAUUCUCUUAUUAAGACACUCACUUCGGCCCCACGGCCAACUCUGACGAUCCAACCUCUCACGCCAAAAUUCUACACAAACAUUCUAAAGUACACGUGUGCUGUCUCGGCGUUUGUGGCUGAAAUGCAAAGUGAACCGCAGAUCUGUGACCCUAUCUCUCAACGCCUGUGGGCAUCUGACCACGAGCUGUUCCAAAGUCUGAUCAAAAGCGCACAGCCUCCUCCUGUUUCAAAGAAAUCCCGAUCCGUAUCUGUACUCCCCUGGCAGCGGAGCACAGACAGAACCUUCAUGGACGAAUUUUCCGAAAAGAAUUUCUCCGUCGGAAUGUAUAGGAGAUACCGGGCUGCACGGAUACAUUGUAGUCUCACUGAAAGGUUUGCGUGGGGUUCAUACAAUGCAGCUGCGGUGUACGCUUUCUUCCUGCGGUUGGCGUUCAUGUGGGUUAUCCUUCGGGCAUUGGUAUGGAAUCUGUAUGGUUCUUCGGCAUUGGCCUUCAAGCACGUUAUGAUGGCGUCAGGGAUAGAGUUUUUGGGCGUUAGAUGGUGGACGAUUUUGAGUGACUGGUUUUUUCGGUAG